CAAGAAAUGGACCAACUGAAAGAUGUUGCUGAAGUUUUGAAGCCUUUGGAGGCAAUCACGAGCGAAUGGUCGGCAGAAAAAUACGUCACUCUGAGCAAAGUGAUUCCUAUGAUUAACGGUUUGACUGAACAGCUGCAGACAUUGGAACCAAACACUGCAAUGGGAAAGCAACUAAAAAUUGUUAUGUUGGCCGAAAUAAGUAAAAGAUUUGGUCAGGUGGAAAAGGUGCCAAUGUUCGCUAUUGCAACUCUUCUGGACCCGAGAUUCAAAAAAAUCGACUUCAAGAGCUCAAUUGAUUGUUCACAAGCUGUCAACUUCGUAAAAAACGCAUUGCUGCAACAACAUCAGCCAUUCCCUGAGUCUUCUGACGUGCUAGAACCUACUGAAAUUAUUCCAGGUGAGCAAUCUGAAUCUUUGUAG
Messenger RNA from Belonocnema kinseyi, 420 nucleotides. Its product is annotated as zinc finger BED domain-containing protein 1-like. The record is from RefSeq and is a predicted model, not a curated record. The transcript has a single exon. NCBI's taxonomy places the organism in Eukaryota, Metazoa, Arthropoda, Insecta, Hymenoptera, Cynipidae. Bases 7 to 420 code for a protein of 137 amino acids.